This is a messenger RNA of Trematomus bernacchii (emerald rockcod), 5206 nucleotides long. Its product is annotated as CD109 antigen-like. The record is from RefSeq and is a predicted model, not a curated record. The coding region runs from base 1 to 4617 and encodes 1538 amino acids. Gene Ontology annotation, cellular component: extracellular region. NCBI's taxonomy places the organism in Eukaryota, Metazoa, Chordata, Actinopteri, Perciformes, Nototheniidae. Gene Ontology annotation, molecular function: endopeptidase inhibitor activity. The transcript has 34 exons.
AUGGACGCCCAUCUGACCUUUGAGGCCCACAUUAAACAGCUGUGCAAGAACUCCUUUUAUCACCUCAGGAACAUCGCCAAACUCCGCCCCACACUCACUCUGUCCGACGCCGAAAAGCUGGUCCACGCCUUUGUCUCCUCCAGGCUGGACUACUGCAAUGCACUCCUCAUCGGGAUCCCUAACAAAAGCAUCAAGAAGCUCCAGUACAUACAGAACAGCGCUGCUAGGAUCCUGAUGAGGGUGUGGGGAUUCUUCGGCUUCAUCUGCUUCACCGCGGCCGUUAACACAACACACAGCCCGGCCCCGGACCCCUCCUACCUGCUGUUGGCCCCCCGCUCUCUCCGCCCCGGGGUCGCGACCACGCUCUCCGUCUCCCUGCUGACCCACUCCUCCUCCGUCAACGUGUCCGCUCUCAUCCGGCACAAAGACCUCAUCCUCAGCUCAAACACCACCAUCGUCUCUGGAGGGUCGACCCAGCUGCUGACUCUGCCACCUAUCCCAGAGAGCGAGUCCAGUUACUGGAGCACGUACCAGCUGGAGGUCAAAGGUCACCGGGGCAGCGAGGAGGUUUUCUCCAACUCCUCUCAGCUGCACUUUAACCCCAAAGGCUCCUCCACCUUCCUCCAGACGGACAGGAGCAGCUACCUGCCGGGACAGGUGGUGAAGAUCAGAGCCGUCUCAGUGCUGCCUGACGGGAAGCCCCUCCAGAGACCACUGAACAUCACCAUCAAGGACCCCCGGGGGAAUCUGCUCCGUCAGUGGCUGGACGUGGAGGGGGUCCUCGGGGUCGUCUCCACAGAGUUCCAGCUCUCUGAAAACCCUCCUCUGGGGAAAUGGUGCAUCGUCGCCACCAUCAACAGGGUCUCAAGUGAGAAGUGUUUCCAUGUGUUAUAUUACGAUCUGCCGAAGUUUGAGGUGGUGACAAACGCUCCGAGUGUUAUCCUGCGUGGAGAAACCCUGCGAGGCUCCGUCAGAGCAAAGUACGUGUAUGGAAAGCCCAUUCAGGGACACAUGAAUAUAACGUUUAUUCAUAAGUUCAACCAUUUUCAAGAUGCUUAUACCGACGAAGGAAAAGAGAUUGACGGGGAGGCGGACUUCCUGUAUGAAGUUCCCGACUACAGCUACCGUCCGAGGAGCAUACGACAGUCAGAGAUGUUCUACCCGAGAUAUAUGGAGGAUAGUUUAGAAAUCAUUGUUAACGUCACUGAACACCUCACAGGCCUCACAUAUAGCAGCAAGACAAACGUGUCGUUGGCAAAGUACAAAUAUGAGAGUUCAUUUCAGGACCAUCCAAAAACACUACGGCCCUCUCUGAUGCUCCCUGUCACGCUGAAAAUAUCCACGUACAACGACGAGCCGCUGUCAAAGGAGGAUCAGAGAAAGACUGUUAAGGUGUCGGUGAUGCAGCGAAAGCGAAAUCCAUGGAGCUGGUGGUUCGCGGAUAGAGAGAGAGUGGGACGUCCACGAUUAGAGGAAGAAGAGAAGAUGGUGCUCGAAGAAAUGGAGUUCCCCGUCCCAGCAGACGGAUUAAUACCCCUCAACAUCCAGAUAAAGAACGACACUGAAACGCUCACCAUUGAUGCGUUUUUUGAGGACAGCCAUUCCACUCUACGGCUGUACAGCAUCUACAAAUCGCCCAGUCACUCCUACCUGCAGAUUAAAACACCUGAACCUCCACAGGUUGGUUCCCCCUUGGAGCUUCACAUUGACAGCAACUUUCCAAUGUCUGAGGUUCACUACAUAGUGAUGUCCAGAGGUCAGGUGGUUUCUGCUGGGAAAAGCUCUGGUGUUGUAGUCCUUUCCCCAGAAUCCACCUGGGCUCCUGUGGCCUGCAUCAUCGUUUACUGCGUGCAUCCCAGUGGAGAGAUCGUUAACAAUGUCAUGCAUUUACCCAUCACACAAACUCUACAAAACCAGGUGUCUCUGAGUUGGAGUGAAUCAAAGAGGGAGCCGAAGGAAGAAGUCACUCUGAAGGUGAAAGUGGCAGAAAAACAGUCUCUGGUCGGGAUCCUGGUGGUCGACAAGGCCUCAAAGUUAUUGGGAUCUAACGACAUCACCAUGAAGAGGGUGCUGAAGGAGAUGAAGGAGUACGGCGUUUCAACGGCCGACACCCACUAUGGGGAGAUGACAAUGGGAGAUCCGUACUCCGUCUUCAAGACAUGUGACCUUGUGGCAUUGACUGACGCCACUUUAAACAUGAGGUGGAAUCCACUGAGGCCUGAAUUUGAGGGCGAGGGAAUAUUUAAUGACAUGGUAUUCAAAUAUGACGAUUCAAAUAUGGAGCAUCGAGUGGAGCCACGAGAGCGCUGGAACUUUCCGGAGACCUGGAUCUGGAUGGACAAAUACACAGGGGAUUCAGACUCAGCAGAUAUUACUCUGACUGCACCUGACAGCAUCACAACGUGGGAAGCCACCGCCUUCGUCAUGUCUGAGAACCUCGGCCUGGGCAUCGUAAACAUGCCUGCUAAGCUCACAGUGUUCCAGGAUUUCUUCCUGUCCUUGAACGUGCCGUCGUACAUCAUCCGAGGAGAGGAGCUUCUGCUGGAGAUCGUUCUGUUCAACUACCUCUCUCAGGACCUGGAGGUCAGGGUGAUUGUUGCCGAGAAUGACACCUUUGAGUUUGUGUUCCCGGACAAUGGAGAGCUUCCGAUGCCAAAUGUUCGCAAAGUGUCCGUUGUGAGUCAGCGCGGCGCAUCUGUCCUCAUUCCCAUCAGGCCGCUGGUCCUCGGGGAGAUCAGCGUCUCCGUGAAAGCUCUGUCAGCGGCGGCGUCCGACAUGUUGACCAAGACGGUGCUCGUCAAGGCUGAAGGUCUCGAGCAGUCGUUCUCCUCCUCGAUGCUUCUUGAGGUUUCUCCGUCUCAGCCGAGUGUUUCCAGAGAGAUCAGCUUCUCCUUUCCUGCAGACGUUGUUGAGGGCAGCGAGAGAGCCACAGUAACCGUCGGUGGGGAUAUUCUCGGCCCGUCCAUCAGCGGUCUCGGUUCUCUGAUCCGGCUGCCGUACGGAUGCGGGGAACAGAACAUGAUCCACUUCGCUCCGAAUAUCUUCGUCCUGCAGUAUCUGAAUGCUGUGGGGCGGGCGGACCCCGAGACCACCACCAGAGCCACUGACUUCAUGAAGAAGGGUUACGAGAGAGAGCUGUCCUAUCAGAGAGACGACGGCUCCUUCAGUGCGUUUGGAGACAGGGACUCCUCUGGAAGCACCUGGCUCUCAGCGUUCGUGCUGCGAUGUUUCCUUCAGGCGCGGCCCUUCAUCAGCAUCGACCCCCACGUGCUGCAGGGAGCUGCUGUUUGGCUGAGGGCCCAGCAGGGGAAGGAUGGGAGAUACCUGGAGCCGGGGAGGGUGAUUAACUCCGGGCUGCAAGGAGGCCUCGAUGGCCCCGUGUCCCUCACUGCCUACGUUUUAAUCGCCCUGCUGGAAGACAGCGACAUCAGGGCUGAGUACAGCGGUCAGGUAUCUUCUGCUCUGGAGUUCCUGGAGACUCGUCUGGCUCUCGGUGUUUCCAGUAACUACAGCCUCAGUCUGCUCUGCUACGCCCUCGCUCUGUCCAACAGCUCCACCGCAGAGACGGCUCUGAGCCAGCUGAUUGGACGAGCUGAGAUGAGAGACGGUGUCCCAAUGUGGUCUUCGUCUGACGCCGGCGUAUCUUCAUCGUGGCAACCUCUCUCCGCCGACAUCGAGAUGUUGUCGUACGUUCUGUUGACUCAGCACAAACUGGGCCUCAUCGCAGACGGGAUAAAGAUCAUGAAGUGGCUCGGCACUCAGAGGAACCACCUGGGGGGAUACGGGACCACGCAGGACACGGUGGUGGCUCUGCAGGCUUUGUCCACGUUUGCAGCUGGAACGACUCACGACUUUGACCUCGUCGUCACUGUGGAAACAGACAACUCGACCCCUGGCAUCUCCUUCAACAUCAACCAGGAAAACUACCUGCUGCACCAGAGCCAGGAGAUUGAAACCAUGGAGAUUCUGAGCCUGCAGGUGUCUGCUGAAGGUCAAGGACUGUCCCUGAUUCAGCUGAACGUGUUCUACAACAUCAGGAGUGACGGGACGAUGAAGAGGGGGAGGCGAAAUGCCGAAGAUCACGAGGCGUUUCAUCUGAACGUGGAGCUGUUAGAUCCCGAGAUUAACUCUGCACAACUGUUGAUCUGCAGCAGCCUGUCGGAGUCUCUGGGUGUUAACUCCACUGGGAUGGUGCUCCUGGAGGUGGGUUUGCUGAGCGGUUUCGCCCUCAAGCAGAACGGCCUGCAGACCAAUGACUUAAUAAAGAAUGUGGAGACGCAGCCGGGGAAAGUCAUCCUGUACCUGGACUCUAUGACGGCAGAAGAGGAGUGUUUCACCAUCCCUCUGGUCCUGGAGUAUAAAGUGGGAAAGGUCCAGGAAGCAAGCGUGGUCAUCUAUAGUUAUUACGAACCAAGACAAAGGACGGUGAGGACUUAUCGGUCCGAGUGGAGAGGAAACAUGUCGACCUGCUCCUUCUGCGGAGAGGACUGUGAUCAAUGCAGACCUCAGGAAAAUGAUGAUGGCAACAUUUUGUCCAGCGGCAGCCAUAACCUCCUGAUGAGCAGCUCAUAUCCAGCUCUGCUCGUCCUCCUCAUCAUCACCAUCUUCAGCGUGUAGAGAAAGGUCUGAAGAUGUUAGUUUCCAAAUGUAAACUGUGUAAACAAACAACUUGUUUUAAAAGAAAAUGCAUUGGUUACAGUCGUCUGAUAACAUUCUGUACAUAUUAGCGAUGUUUAACUUUGAUAAUGCAGUGAACAUGAAAUGAUCCUAUAGUUAUAUAUUUGUGUAUGUUAACAUUACAUUUAAAUGAGUAAUGCCAAACAGUCUCGUAGUACUAACAACACUAAGCCUUUUAGCCUCCUUUAGCUCUUGUUAUGGUUGUACGAUACGUUUUGGUUUAACCUCAUUUCCAGCAGCUUAAACGAGCUGUUUUCAUACAAACAGAUGUAAAAGAUAACUUUUCAGACACAGAGACUUACAGGUGAACAUAGCCGAGCAUUUAGCAGCUCAAUGGGUGGAGACCAAAAACAGAGCUAAUUACAUUCAUCAGGCGAACACAACACGACUUUAUUAAGAUGAUCAUGUAGUUUUCUGUCUGUUAAAAGUGCAAGUAGAUACCUUUAUAAGCCGACUUUGUGUUUGUUAGAUUGUUUUUGAGUCUUGUGGGGUAUUGUUCUGGGUUGUGAUUAUGACAUAAAGCAUCAUG